This is a messenger RNA of Seriola dumerili (greater amberjack), 2440 nucleotides long. It is a transcript of the gene exoc7, whose product is annotated as exocyst complex component 7. Gene Ontology annotation, cellular component: exocyst. Lineage: Eukaryota; Metazoa; Chordata; Actinopteri; Carangiformes; Carangidae. The record is from RefSeq and is a predicted model, not a curated record. Gene Ontology annotation, molecular function: phosphatidylinositol-4,5-bisphosphate binding. Bases 107 to 2227 code for a protein of 706 amino acids. Gene Ontology annotation, biological process: exocytosis. The transcript has 21 exons.
UGCUAUUAGCUAUCCACAACAUUAGCUUCAGGGCGUCGCUGCUGUCAUUUUUCAUGAUAUAAACAGGUAAAUCAGUCGUAUUUCAUUCGCUGGUGGCCGUCCUGUGAUGGGAAUAACUUCCAGGAUGAUUCCGACCGAGGAUGCGUCCGCCAGGAAGCGGGAGAUAGAGGAGAAACUGAAGCAGGAGCAGGAGACGCUGUCAUUCAUCAGAGAAAAUCUGGAGAAGAGUGAUCAGCUGACCAAGGGCAUGGUCUCCAUCCUGUCUUCAUUCGAGAGCCGCCUGAUGCAGCUGGAGAACUCCAUCAUCCCAGUCCACAAACAGACAGAGAACCUGCAGCGGCUGCAGGAGAACGUGGACAAGACUCUGUCCUGCAUGGAUCACGUUAUCAGUUACUACCACGUGGCCAAAGACACCGACAGGAUCAUCAGAGAGGGGCCGACAGGCAGACUGGAUGAGUAUCUUGCCUGUAUUGCAAAGAUUCAGAAAGCUGUGGAAUAUUUUCAGGACAACAACCCCGACAGCCCCGAACUCAACACAGUGAAAGCGCGGUUUGAAAAGGGCAAAGAGCUGCUGGAGGCUGAGUUCCGCAGCCUGCUGACCCGCUACAGUAAACCUGUUCCUCCCAUCCUCAUCCUGGAUGCCAUCAGUGUGGACGAGGAGCUGGAGGUGCAGGAGGAGGUGGUGCUGGAACACCUGCCUGAAGCCGUGCUCCAAGACAUCAUCUGCAUCGCCGGCUGGCUGGUGGAAUACGGACGCAACCAGGAUUUCAUGAACGUCUACUUCCAGAUCAGGUCCAACCAGCUGGAUCGAUCCAUCAAAGGCCUGAAGGACCACUUCCGCAAAAACAGUGCCUCCUCCGGGAUCCUCUACUCGCCCGCCAUCCAAACCAAACGCAAGGACACGCCCACCAAGAAGGCUCCGAAGAGACCAGUCUACAUCCCAGGGACCAUUCGCAAGGCUCAGAACCUUCUGAAACAGUACUCACAGCAUGGGCUGGAUGGGAAAAAGGGGGGCUCUAACCUCACUCCUUUGGAAGGAAAGGACGAUGUCCUGGACAUCGAAAUCGACUCCUACAUCCACUGCAUCAGCGCCUUCGUCAAGCUGGCUCAGAGCGAGUACGCCCUGCUGACAGAGAUCAUCCCCGAGCACCACCAGAAGAAGACCUUCGACUCCCUCAUUCAGGAGGCUCUGGACAACCUGAUGCUGGAGGGAGACAACAUCGUGUCCGCCGCUCGCAGAGCCAUAAUGCGCCACGACUACUCAGCCGUCCUCACCAUCUUCCCCAUCCUGAGACACCUGAAGAUGAACAAGUCUGAGUUUGAUUCAACGCUGCAGGGAACAGCAGCGAGCACCAAGAACAAGCUGCCGACUCUCAUCACGUCCAUGGAGACGAUUGGAGCCAAAGCUCUGGAGGAGUUCGCUGACAGCAUCAAGAAUGAUCCUGAUAAAGAGUACAACAUGCCCAAAGAUGGAACAGUCCACGAGCUGACCAGCAAUGCCAUCCUGUUCCUGCAGCAGCUGCUGGACUUCCAUGAGACGGCCGGGGCCAUGCUGGCCUCACAAGUACUGGGGGACACUUACAAUAUACCUUUAGACCCCCGAGAGACUUCAUCAGCGAGCAGCUACACCUCUGAUUUCAACAAGAGGCUCCUCAGCACUUAUAUCUGUAAGGUUCUAGGAAACCUGCAGUUGAACCUGCUGAGUAAAUCCAAAGUGUACGAGGACUCGGCCCUGAGCGCCAUUUUCCUGCACAACAACUACAACUACAUCCUCAAGUCUCUGGAGAAGUCUGAGCUGAUCCAGCUGGUGACGGUGACCCAGAAGAAAGCGGAGACCUCCUACAGAGAGCUGAUCGAGCAGCAGAUCCAGAUGUACCAGCGCAGCUGGCAGAAAGUCACGGAGCACCUGACGGACAGGAACAUGCCCGUCUUCCAACCUGGCACCAAGCUGAAAGAUAAAGAACGACAAGUGAUUAAAGACAAAUUCAAGGGUUUUAAUGACGGCCUGGAGGAGCUGUGUAAGAUCCAGAAGGGUUGGGCCAUCCCGGACAAAGAGCAGAGAGACUUCAUCCGUCAGGCUCAGAAGAAAGUGGUGUCGGACGCUUACAGAGCGUUUCUGCAGAGAUGCGCCAACAUCUCCUUCACCAAGAACCCAGAGAAGUAUCACAAGUAUCGGCCGGAGGAGGUGGAGGAGAUGAUUGAGAAGCUGUUCGACACGUCCGCCUGAGCUGCACGUCGAUCGCCCCCAACUCAUGUUCCUCACGCUCUGACAACACAACACUUUAACAGCAGACACACACACUCCCCUCCUCACACUACUGUCUCCUCAGCCUCGUUGUGUCUGAUGAAUGUUUUGUACAAAGAUAUGAACAUGAUGUAUUUAUGUAAUUUAGCCGUCGCAGUUUAGUGUUUCAGAUGAAUAAAGCGAACGCUGAAUCAG